AUGUCCUCCCUCAUCCAUCCUGUACAUUCUAUCUCGCAGAAAUGCCGACCUAAGCACCAAGUGCUGGUACUCAAGUGCUAUCCCAAGUACCAGAAGAAUGUACAGGAAGUCAAGCCGAGCUCUAGCGAGCUCAGCUAUCUGCUGUACUAUGCCAGCUCUCGGCGCUCGAAGCUGCAGAAGGUCGGCGCAUUCCUCGAGAAGAAGACCGCGUCCGAUGUCUACAUGCGACGUCUUGGCAAUGUCCAAGUCACGCUCCAGAUCAUCGCAGCCGUAAUCGAGAAGACACCACGCGACUUGAUGCUCUACUCUCACUCUGUCCUAGUCAUACUUGACACCGUUCUACGCUCCAACGAUAUCAACAUGGUAGAAGAGUCAUUGCCGACCUUCGAGGCGUGGUGUAAGCACGCCAACACGGCCGCUCUAUCAGCAGAUCAGCAACGGACGCAGCAGUAUAUGAAGCUGGUCGAGCAAUACGCUUCCUUCGCCGAUCCCGCCAAUACUGUCAAGACUAGGAGCAAUGAAUCUAUAUCUUUGAAUCUGCGAUGGCGAACGGCCGGCCUCCGGGCGAUUCGCGCUGCCGUUGCGUCGGAUGCUCUCAGUACAGACUCCGCGAAGCAGUUGAACAUUGUCAUGCCGGUGAUAUUACAGAAUAUGGGGCUUGACAAGGCCGACGUGCUAUCGUCUUUGCAGCAGCGAGCGCGACUAAAUGAGAAGCAAGAGAACGACUUUGUGCGCAGACGGAGACUCAGCAGUGCUACCAUCACUACUGUCGAUACUACCGACCGUCAGCUUACUGCGUCAGAGACAGCAGCAGAUGCGGACAAAGCCUCGGAAGACGAGGUCAAAGUCCUAGCUGUAAGAUGUCUCAAGCAAAUAUUCUCUGUCGGAACGAGUAGCAUUCGAGGGUACACCAGGUUGGCCACGGCGUUAACGAUCAAGUACAUUGCUUCUCAGAAAUCUCCCAGAAGUACGAUCCCGACCGGUUCGCAGGGCAAUUGGGCUACGGCACUUUUCGAAACGAUUGCAAGAUGGACGCCUGUUCAGGAUCGCUUUAUUAUUGUCAUCACAGCUAUGGAAACUUUGGUGCGAAGUCCAGUUGUUGAGGCCACACUGGACAAACAGUUGGUUCUGGCAUCUAUGAUCGACUGGCUGCUUAGCUCGGACAUCAACCUCAUCGGAUUGAGCAUCAUGGAUGUCAUGCUCGGCUUCGUGCAGUAUACUUUGGUGUUGCUUCAACUUGGCAGUAGGCAUGCCAGCAUCACACUGCAGAUCCCGCAAAACGACACUCUCGGCUUCAUACGAGAGGCAAAGGAAACUUUAGAUCCUGCACACGUCCUCUCCGAGAAGGACAGGGGUAGGGAACAAAGCACGGCUGAGACGACUGCUUCACCUGCCCGCCAAGAACUCCUUCAAUACCUACAAAGGUGCAUCGCCUCCUUGUCGAACCACAUCUACUACACAGAGCAGAUAUCAGACAUGUUGGCCGCAAUCCUUGCGAGGCUGAAACCAUCUGCCAAUGUGGAUGCUGCAGUCACUACAGCUGCAAUCGAGAAACCUGCAGCAGCUUCUAAAGCAAUUGCUGAUUCUGCAAGCAUACAAGAGGAUCCGACCACUGACAGCUUCUUCUCAUUCGCCACUGCACGGAUGACUGCAUUGAAAACUGUGAAGGAUAUCCUUAUGCGUGCCAGCCAUAAACGCAACUCGGCGGGCACUGCGGUCGGAUCUCGCGCCAGAGUCGGAGUGUAUGUCUGGGAAGGGACACAGUGGCUGCUGAAGGACGAAGACCCAGAGGUGCGCGUAGCAUACGUCGAUGCUAUCUUGACAUGGCUGCGUCUCGAGACCGGCAAGAACGACACACUCCUUCCGCGAGACGGUCCUCGCAAGGGCAAAUCUAUCAAAAAGACCACGACGCCAGAUGGCGAGACAAAUAUGACAAAGAGGGCUGUGUCGAAUGCAUCGAGGAAAGAGAGCAAGCCUGCCAGAUCAACCUUCGUGCAGCUUUUACAUCUAGCAGCGUACGAUUCGAUCAUCGACCGUUCUCACAAUGAGUCGGAUAUACUCAUGCUGUACCUCCUGCUCACCAAGCUUGUCGAACGUUUGGGAGUCAACGCUCUACGCACAGGGCUGCCAAUGAUCUUGAAGCUACAAGAAGCUGUUCUGAACAGCGAAAUCGAGCUCAGCACAAGCGCCAAAGUCAACAUCGCGAGCUUAAUACAAGGUUAUCUCUGGAGUGUGGCCGAAAAGUUCGAGUUUGAGACAACAAAGGUCGGCCACGAAAUCAAUGCCGAAAUCUCGCGACGGAAACGUUUCAACGUAUGGUUCGACAAGAUCAAGUUUCCGGCUUUGUCUCUGCAUAGUAUCGUCUCACAAGCUGCUGGUGAGCCGAAAGAUGCAGUCUACGCUGAAGAAGCGGCGGAUGCCUUGAAGCCCUUCCUGAACGUCACAGACCUGGUCGAGGAGAUUGCCAACGCCUAUGACACGGCUUUGCUCUCUCCUCAGCAUUCACCGCCUUCGUCACCCGGUAGAGUCUUCUCAGUACCGGCUCUUGGGUUCGGAUAUGGGUAUGGCGUCGCCCCGGGACCUAAACCAUCGCCAAAGGAACAAUUACCACAGAGGGUCAAAGAAGAGAUGGGGGCAACUUGGACGCGCGAGCUAUGCAUGGCCUCUGUGGAAAAGGAGAGCACAGGCUCCGUAGCCGGGACGUCAGGCCCACGACACCAUGUUAGCGUCGUUAGUGUCAAUAAGAAUGAGACAGUCGACAAUCAGGAGCACUCACCUGGACACGGUCUCAGCAGUGGGCUUGGUAGUUUGCAGAAGAUUCGCAGGGGCAGUCCGAACGGAUCGCCAAUACCGCUUGGAAGCACCUCAAGCAGAGACUCCACACUGCGUGUGACUGAACUCAAGCGAGUACUGUCUGCAUCAGGUCAUCAGCGUCAGGCCAGUCCACUCAGGCGUCCUCUCAGCUCACGUCGUAGCACAAUGUCUGCUGGGAGUGACAGCAUGGUGUCGUGGAAUGAAGCAGAUGAUGGCGAGAAGUCUGUCGAUGAUCCCAAUGCGUCGGCUUUCAUGACCAAUGGCAUCCAACGGAGUAGCAGCCAGAAUUCCGAAGCGGUGCCGCCAGUACCGAAGAUACCGUCGAACCUCAACUUGCCUGGCACAUUCCCCAGGGAAUCUUCUCCUGCAAGAAAUCGACAGAGCAGUCAGACCUUGAGCAGUCAAGUUGGAGAAGUUGCAAGCGAUGGCACACGACCAAACCAUACCGUCGAGUCUUCCCAAACGACUUCAUCCCUGCGAGCCGGCACAAAGCGCAGCUCCCGGCCUGCGAGCAGACAGACUGCCAGCGCGGCCUUCUGGAAGGGUGAUGCGCGAGUUCAAGCAACCGAGAAGAUCAAUGUUAGUAAUUUGCUUGCGGGAAUUCGGCCGAGCACGUCUUCGGGGAGCUUCUUGACGACGUCAGAGCCAGGUGCUGCGGGUCCUGCUGCUGGUGAUGGCGGACCGACGGAGGCAAAGGGGCUGUUGGUUGUUGAGAAGCCGCCCUAUUGA
Messenger RNA from Cyphellophora attinorum, 3543 nucleotides. Its product is annotated as Protein EFR3. Bases 1 to 3543 code for a protein of 1180 amino acids. Gene Ontology annotation, cellular component: plasma membrane. Gene Ontology annotation, biological process: protein localization to plasma membrane. The record is from RefSeq and is a predicted model, not a curated record. Lineage: Eukaryota; Fungi; Ascomycota; Eurotiomycetes; Chaetothyriales; Cyphellophoraceae. The transcript has 3 exons.